CAUAAGCCAUCACUUUCUCUUGUUUUUUUUACCCUUUUAGGCCAGCCUUCCAACGUCACCAAAACCCACAUACUCCAAAUCGUAGGAAAUCCACACUCACACACUCACUCAAUAACACACACAAAGCCAGAUUUUUUUCCUUCUUUCUUUCUUUCUCUUUCAUUCAUUGAUUUGAUGAUAUGCCUUUACAUUCUUCAAGUAUGGCUAUAAAAGUCUCGCAUAAUUUGGGACUUGGAAAAUGGAAUGACAAGCACAACAACUUCAUACCCAACCACGUAGGAAGCUUCUUUAUCUCCUUACGAGGCAACAAAACCCACCACAACGCCAUGUCAAGAGGCCACAUUGGCUGCUGCCUAUCCAGCUUCAACCAAACCCAGUCCUUCCCUGUCAUGGAAGACCAGAAAAAACUCAGCUUUUCAUCCCCAGAACCUGUGAACUACUCUCAAGAAUUGGAUGUGGCUGUCAGAACCGUGCAAUUGGCAUGCUCUCUCUGCCAGAGAGUUCAAAACAGUUUGAUUUCUAAGACCAGCGAUGGGGUUCAAUCCAAAGAUGACAAUUCCCCUGUCACUGUUGCAGAUUGGAGUGUCCAAGCAACUGUGAGCUGCAUCCUGUCAGAGUCUUUUGGGAGCAGUAAUGUGUCCAUUGUUGCUGAAGAAGAUAUUCAAAAUCUUUCCAAGGCUAAGGCAGGUGGAGUAUUAGAAACUGUGGUCAAAACAGUAAAUGAAUGCCUAGCUGAAGCGCCUCGCUAUGGACUUGAAGGUCCGAAAAUGGCUCUUGGGACAACAGAGGUUCUUGAAGCCAUCAGUCGAUGCAACUCCAUUGGAGGGCCUGCUGGGAGAUUUUGGGCACUCGACCCUGUUGAUGGCACAUUGGGUUUUGUGCGAGGUGAUCAAUAUGCUAUAGCUCUGGCAUUAAUAGAGGAUGGAGAAGCUGUGCUUGGAGUUCUUGGCUGUCCCAAUUACCCAAUGAGGAAGGAAUGGCUCAACUAUCAUCACCGGUAUCAUAGAAUUAUAUCUAAGUUGACCCCGUCAACAUCAGAAUCAUGGGACAAGGGUUGUGUGAUUUAUGCUAGAAGAGGUAGUGGGGAGGCUUGGAUGCAACCACUGCUCCAUGUAAAUAAGAACUUAGUAUGGCCAAACUCUGCAAGACCUGUCCGAGUGUCCUCCAUUGAUAAUCCAUCAUUGGCAACCUUCUGUGAACCGGUUGAGAAGGCAAAUUCAAGUCAUUCCUUCACAGCAGGGCUAGCUCACAGUGUCGGGCUCAGGAAGCAGCCAUUGCGAGUAUACAGCAUGGUGAAGUACGCGGCUAUAGCUCGUGGGGAUGCCGAGAUUUUUAUGAAGUUUGCAAGGGCUGGCUACAAGGAGAAGAUUUGGGAUCAUGCAGCUGGUGUAGUUAUCAUACAAGAGGCUGGUGGUGUAGUUACAGAUGCUGGAGGGCGUCCACUGGACUUUUCAAAAGGCAUAUACUUAGAAGGUCUUGAUCGAGGUGUAAUUGCUAGCGCUGGAGCCAACCUACAUGACAAGAUCAUCAGGGCUGUUGAUGCUAGCUGGGACUCAUCUGCUCUAUAACUUAUAACAAAGGCUCUGCUCUGCUAUGCUGCCUAUCUCUCUCUCUCUCUCUCUCUCUCUCUCUCUCUAGCAACUGCUUCUUGGGCUGCAAUUACAUGAAACUGCUUUCAUUUGUGUUGGGGCAAGGCCCAUCUGGAAGCCCUGUAAAUAAUGGCAUUGAAACCCAGUUGACGUUUGGAUUUAGAACACCAUGCAAAACCAUGGACAAAGUGAAAAUGGGCAUUGGCUUUCUGGAGGGAGCAAAAUAAAAGGAUGAAAAAUAAGAAGCACAGAACAGAAAACAAAAAGGAUAACGUUGAAUC
Messenger RNA from Prunus dulcis (almond), 1870 nucleotides. Its product is annotated as PAP-specific phosphatase HAL2-like. The record is from RefSeq and is a predicted model, not a curated record. Bases 180 to 1568 code for a protein of 462 amino acids. Gene Ontology annotation, molecular function: 3'(2'),5'-bisphosphate nucleotidase activity. NCBI's taxonomy places the organism in Eukaryota, Viridiplantae, Streptophyta, Magnoliopsida, Rosales, Rosaceae. The transcript has 3 exons. Gene Ontology annotation, biological process: phosphatidylinositol phosphate biosynthetic process; sulfate assimilation.